Babjeviella inositovora NRRL Y-12698 is the source of this 1160-nucleotide messenger RNA. RefSeq lists its product as uncharacterized. The transcript has a single exon. NCBI's taxonomy places the organism in Eukaryota, Fungi, Ascomycota, Pichiomycetes, Serinales. The record is from RefSeq and is a predicted model, not a curated record. Gene Ontology annotation, biological process: mRNA processing. The coding region runs from base 18 to 917 and encodes 299 amino acids.
GUUGAUGUCCCACUAUAAUGCUAUCUAACAAGCUAUUUGAUCAAAAGGUGGAUACCUCUAAAGUGAACAAGCCUAUUUUUGAGUAUUGGAUUAAGGAUAAGCUCAACACGUAUUUGCCGGAUGACGACAUUGUAUCCGAAUUUGCGCUCAACUUGGUCACAGAGGUCCAGUUCCCCGAUAUCCGCGAAGUGCUAGGGCAGCUAGAAGGAUUCUUGGAGGAAAAUACUAAACCCUUUUGCAAGGAGCUCUGGAGGUUAUUAGUGUCCGCCCAAACUGACAAAGAUGGGAUUCCUGUCGAGCUUUUAGGACUCAAGAUGAAGCAAGCAGAGGCCAAGUUACUACAGCCCACGACCAGAAACCAUGGAAACAGCUACCGUAAGUCUGGAUCUAGUAGAGAUGAACAUCCGUACAAAACCCCUGCCAGAGAGCCGUACAAUGAUGCAAAAGGCAGAUCUAAUCCAAGGGAGAGUGCCAGAUCAUAUCCAUAUAGAGACGAACACAGAAGCUCGAAUUCUCACAGAGAUGAGUACAGAAAUUCGAAUUCUCAUAGAGGUGAAGGUAGGAAAUCAAGUCAUCCCCAAAGAGAAGAGAGCAAAUAUAACGGUCCAAGAAGAGAAGGUGGCAGAUCUAAUAUCCUAACAGGUCAUGAAAGUCGAGACCAACACAGAAGAGAUGGUGAAAGUGAAAGAGGUAUUUACAGGAGAGAUGAUGUGGACAGAAGAUAUACACACAAAAGGGACGGCGAAACCAACCAGAAUUCACGCAGACGGCCAGAUAAUCGUAAUUAUGGGGAGCGUGACAGAAGUCCCAAUAGAAACCGGACGGAUAAAACUGAGUUGAAGCCAACAAUGGGUGAUGCGACCCCACCACGGAGGCGUCUGCCGAGUCGAACCCCUUCCAGAUCCCCAAAAUAUUGAUAAUAACAAAAACACGUAUGUAUUAUCUGAUAUAUUUACUAGUUUAAAACGAAAAGUGAAACGGAUUGGAAAUGACCGCAUACCGUUCACUUUUUCCAGCAGGCUCAGAAAACGAAGCAAUAAGCCAUUUCAUCCAACCACUUGAUAAACCGAUAUCAGAAUUUUAUAAUUUAAAGUGUAAUACAACUUUCACCAUUCUCACAAAAAUGACUCAAGCUUUGAUCCAAUUCACUUGGACAAAAC